This is a messenger RNA of Doryrhamphus excisus (bluestripe pipefish), 7502 nucleotides long. RefSeq names its product autophagy related 2B (gene atg2b). The record is from RefSeq and is a predicted model, not a curated record. Gene Ontology annotation, molecular function: protein-membrane adaptor activity; phosphatidylinositol-3-phosphate binding. Gene Ontology annotation, cellular component: phagophore; phagophore assembly site. Gene Ontology annotation, biological process: autophagy of mitochondrion; autophagosome assembly; autophagy of peroxisome. Lineage: Eukaryota; Metazoa; Chordata; Actinopteri; Syngnathiformes; Syngnathidae.
UGAUUGGCUUACCCUUAGAUUGAAAGCUGUGUAGACAAAUAAGACUUAAUGUUUAAUGAGCAUAGAGUGCUGCUCCAACCUACCCAACCUACCAUCCGGAUGAGUUUGAAGGAUCAGUUCGUGCGGAGUCAUGAGGGUGUUUGUAAACAACACAUUCACAAGGUGCAGUAAACUGGAGUCAGGCCACUGUCUUCUCAGGUCUCUGGGUAUCAACACAUCCACCAAAGAGGCCCUUAUUGUGGGAUGUGAAGGAUGUCUGAGCUCAUCUUUUUUGACUUUUUACAGUCAUCAGGAUGACAUAACAGUGCUUCAUAUAUAACCUCUUUGACAACAACUGCAUUUGGGCAAAGAGCUUUAAAAAAAAACUUGCCUCAUCUUUGCACUACAUACACUUGAGUCAAGAUGCCUUGGCCAUUUUCGGAGUCCAUUAAGAAGCGGGCAUGUAGGUAUCUUUUGCAUCGGUACCUUGGCAACUUUCUGCAGGAAAAACUCAGUUUGGAUCAGCUCAGUUUAGAUCUCUAUCAAGGCACUGGAUCACUGGCACAAGUGCCGCUGGAUAAAUGGUCUCUAAAUGAGCUCCUAGAGACGGCAGAUGCUCCCUUUGAGAUCAUAGUGGGAUUCAUUCAGACGAUCUCCCUAACCGUCCCGUGGGCAGCUUUGCUGCAGGAAAACUGUGCCCUCGAGGUCAAAGGUUUGGAGAUGGUGUUUAGACCAAGGCCAAGAAUAGCAUCUGCCACUGAGCCCAUGUACUGGUCCAGCUUCAUGACGAGCAGCAUGCAACUGGCCAAAGAGUGUCUGAGCCAGAAACUCACAGAUGAUAUGGCAGAGAGCUUUCAGCCAUUUGAAGGACUGGAAAAGUUUGCAGAAACUAUAGAAACAGUUCUGAGAAGAGUCAAAGUGACAUUUUUAGAUACGGUUCUGAGGGUUGAACACAUUCCAGAAAAUUCCAAAACUGGAAUUGCUCUUGAGAUUCGCAUUAACAGGAUUUUUUACUCUGAUGAAACGGGCGAGGAAAGCUCAAGUGUGAACGUGCAUCAGCCAACCACAUUUGCACACAAAAGACUACAAAUGGAGGGCAUCACCAUAUUUUGGGAUGAAUUCUCGGACACGUCUCGAGCUGGUUUUAAAUCUUCACCUCCUCCAACGGAGACCGAGCCAAAACUCUCACCGAGCUGGAAUCCCAAAAUCAUUUGCGAGCCACAUCCGCAGUUCACAGAGACAUUAGCCUCUACCGCGCCCUUUCAACCUGUGCAAGUAGGGAGUCUCUGCGGUCAAAUUGAGCUGUCCCUUACACUGAAAAACAACCGAACCAUGCCUGGAGCAAAGUUGGAUGUCGCAGGUCACAUUGACACAUUGCUUAUUCUGCUGUCACCACGCCAAGUUCAUCUGCUUCUGGACUUGUUUGGAGCUUUUUCCAAUGAAGGUGCACAAGAAUGGGCCAAGGACAGAAAGAGUCGACCCAUGCAGCAAGAGGAUGAGUACCGACUCCAUAUGGAACUAAACCGCUGUUUGAAGAAGGACACGGCUAGAGCGGGACCAGAGGCCGACCUCUUUGAGAGCCAGACCACCCGAACUGUGUCCAGUCGAGAUGAUGUCUUCUUCUCCAUGGCUGACAUGGACAUGUCUCACAGCUUGUCAUCACUCCCCCCGCUGGGUGACCCCCCAACUGUGGAUUUGGACCUGUCGCUCAAUAGCAACUACUCUGCAUCCCCAGGAGAAUCCCCCUCAGGAAAUGCAACUGCUUUGUGGGACGAUUACAUGGACGUACCACGACAGAGAGAAAAGCAGUCACGAGACUCCCAACUCCCUCAAACAUUGUUACGACAAACUUCACAUCCAUCCAAAACCCACGGGGAUGAGUCCAGGCCAGAGUUGAUGUUGAGUCUGACACUUAGUAGCCUGGCUGUCUCAGUCCUCCACAUCGACCCGCUGCCACCACCGGAUGAUUCCCCCAGUCCUCUGGGCCCGAUGGCCGCACAUUUCUUCAGCAUGGUGGGACCCAGCCAGCUAGCCCCCACCGCCUUCCUUCAGUCUCGACCAGUCUUUAAUCAGGCCUGUCCUCAUGACCACCUCAGAUUUGUAGGCCAGGGGCUGAAGAUAAACUACGAGCACUGUCAGGGAUCCAGCCUGCGGACUUUUUGCACUGAUGUCUCCAUUGACCAAAUGGAGUUGCUGGAGUGUUUAUUCCCGUCAGAGAGCGUAAUUGGUGGCUUUCAGAGAGGCAUUCAGUAUACUGAGCUCCUGACAUUUGACACAGCAGCCAGUACCAACACGCCGCUUAGCAGCUGCUUUCACAUGCUUUAUAAACAGGCUGAGCGCAGAGGCCCCCAGGGCGGCCAGGUGCGGCUCAGCACCAUCCCCAGAAAAGCUGACAUGCAGGUGGAGCUGGGCCCUGUACGUGCCGAGCUGGACAUCAGCAUUGUGGACCGUCUCAACUCUGUACUUCAGCCCCAGAAGCUGGCCACCACGGAGAUGAUGGCCUCACAUAUGUACACAUCCUACAGUAAACAUGUCAGCUUGCAUAAGGCCUUUGCUGAGGUUUUUCUCGAUGACAGCCACACACCCUCCAACUGUCAUGUGUCACUCACCGUUAACGCCCCGGUACUGGGACUCGCAGUUCGCUUUCCCAUUCCUGAUCUGCGCUCCGAUCAGGAAAGGGGUCCUUGGUUCAAAAAGUCUUUGCAGAAAGAGGUACUGCACCUGGAGUUGGAAGACCUGGAAAUCAAAACAGAAUUCAGGGGUGGCAGCACUCCGGAUCAAACCAAGAUGGAGCUCACCUUCAGGGAGCUUAUCGGCAGGUUCCAAGAGGAGCCGGAUCAAGCACCCACCCGCUUCCUCAGAGUGUCCCACACCAUGGACGGUGACAUGACAACAUCUGAGAGUGCAAAAUUUGAUUGGCCACGUGUUGUGUUACAAAUGAACCCCACUGCGGUCCACUCAAUCCUUGAGCGGGUGGCGGCUGAGGAUGACGAAGGGGCUGAGGACCAUUCACUUGAGGAGGAAGAAGAAGAGGGGGCUGCUCAUUCACUGAAGGAUGUGUGUGACUUUGGAAAACCAGAACCAUCACCCUUUUCUUCCCGUAGGGUGAUGUAUGAGAAUGAAGAGAUGGUCAUACCUGGUGAUGUUGCUGAGAUGACAGAAUUCCAAGAGAAAACCACAAACAAUUCUCGUUUUGUCCUUGAACUGUGUUUCCCCAAUGUGCAAUUGACUCUACCCAGCAAAACGUUUUAUGAAAAACUACACAACAGAAUAAACAAUGAUCUAUUACUGUGGGAGCCCACUGCUCCUUCACCUGUGGAGACUGUGGAAAGCAUGCCAUAUGGUGUUGGACUGUCUGUGGCCAGCCAGUUAAUCAACACGUACACUAAAGACAGCUUCAACCAGUUCCGCUCUACAGGACCUGAGGAUGAUAGCAGUGGUUCAGAAGAAGAGAACAUGCACUACUACUCUCCUUCUUCUGACCGAGGCUUCAGGUCUCACAAAAAGAAAAAGCCCAAAUCUCAGAAUAAGAGCUCCCAGAGCCUCUUCUCUGUCAUCAUAAGUGUCAAUCAUGGCCUAGUAGCUCUUCAAACGAAUGCAAAGAAGGAGGAUAAAACACUACUAAAAAACAAACAUGGCGAAUUCUGGCUAGAAGUGAAAAACGCAGUCCUGUUCAGUGUUACGCAGUAUGAGGGCUUUAAAGACCAGCACUACAUCUGCUUCCACACCACUAAUGGCUCCAUGUAUCACCAAGGUCUUGUCGAGGGAAGUCCUUCCACCUCAGACAUCAAGUUGCCAUGCAGGACACACCCGCAUUGGCUGGAACCAACCAUCUACCAAUCCGAGUUGGCUCCUGAGAGAUCCUCGACUCCCUCCGAGGGUAUUGGUCUGGAGUCCCACAGUAUGGUCUCUGUUGCUGUCAAGAUCUCGUCACAGAAUGCAGAGCGCAGUGUCAAGGAAUUCUUGGUUGCUGUUGGAGUGAGAGGAGCAACGGUCCAACACAGAGUGGUCCCUCCCAACAUGGGCUGGUAUGAUCAGAUUGUUGACUUUUUGAAUGUUUCCGAUGAGCCUGUGUUGGGGUACGCUCCUCCCACAUCUGUCAGCACCCUGCAUCUCCAUUUAUGGAGCUGCUCUCUUGACUACAGACCUCUUUAUUUACCUCUCAGAGCACUGCUUGUUGUGGAAACAUUUAGCAUCUCUAGCAGCGUGUCAUUAGAUCACUCCUCCUCAACGCUCAGGAUCAUUUUGGAUGAAGCUGCUCUGUUUCUGUCAGACAAGUGUAACGCCGUCUCUGUCAAUUUAGCACGUGACUAUGUUCAAGUAGUGGACAUGGGAACUCUGGAGCUGAGGAUCAUAGCCGUCAAACCCGGCUUGGAUGGAAAAUUGUCUGAACCAAGAUUUGAGCUUCGAUGUUCAAGUGAUGUCAUCCACAUCAGAACAUGCGCAGACUCUUGUGCUGCACUCAUGAACCUCAUCCAGUACAUAGCCAGCUAUGGGGAUUUGAUUCCUCCUGCAGAGCCAGAGACCAGGCAAAGCAGCUCCACACAAAGAACCAAGGCAGAGUUUCCUGGCCGACCUGUUGCUCAAACUCCCCUGCUGGCCGAGACUGAGCAGCGGAUGUUGCAGGAUCUAAUGAGCGAAGCAAUGGAGGAGACUGAUGGCCAGCAUACACAAGGGCUGCAACAGAAUGGUGCACACGAGGAGAGGAAUCAUGAUCACGACCCUCCUCGCUCCGACUUGUUCCUGUUCCCAGAUGAGAGUGGGAAUGCAAACCAGGAUUCAAGCCCCACUUAUCCUAUUCUACACUCUCCUCUCAUCACUCCUGUUCCAAACCUGGCACAGGAGACAGACGACUUCUGUAUUUUGGAGACGCCCGGCUCGAGAGCAGAGGACCUCAAUCAGGAGCCAGUAGUUAAGCUUCUCAUCUCUGAGCCAGUACAAAUCAGAUACGAUCACUUCAGUCAACCUCUGGACAGGAGUGACUCCAGUCGUGGAGCCUUGAAUUUCCCCGUCCCUGAGGUGCGAUACCUGAUCAAGGAGAUUUCUGUUGUUUGGCACCUUUAUGGUGGCAAAGAUUUUGGCGGUGUGACAUUCACAGCGUCUCCAGCCAGGAGCCGAGGUUCUACUCCGCACAGCUCCCCGUCCCAAACUCCGGUGCGACAGGCUAGAGUAACAGGACGUACAGGAGGCGGAAAAGGAAGGAACCCUGAUGUCUUGAUGGAGAUCCAACUCAGCAAAGUACGAUUUCAGCAUGAGGUGUACCCACAAGAUCAGAUGACCUCCGGCUCACCAGCGGACCAGCCAGUAUCCCGACAGGUGUUUGUUGUGCAGGACUUGGAGAUCAGAGACAGACUGGCUAGCUCCCAGAUGAACAAGUUCCUCUAUUUGUACUCGAGCAAGGAAAUGCCUCGCAAGGCUCAUUCUAACAUGUUAACAAUAAAGGCGCUGCAUAUGUGUCCGGAGUCUGGCCAGGCUCCACAGGAGUGCUGCUUGCGUGUUUCCCUGAUGCCUCUGCGACUCAAUAUUGAUCAGGAUGCACUGUUCUUCCUGAAAGACUUCUUCACUAGUCUUUCCACAGAAGUUGAGUUUUUCUCUCCCCCUACUCAAGACGUAACUAUGUCCAUGAAGAAAUCAUCCGCCCCGGAGAUUUCAUGCAGCUUCUCCAAGCAUGCCGGCACCAGCCAGGACCCGGCACCCAUCAUCUCGGUGCCUGCUCAGAGACGCAUGAGCCACAACGGGUAUUCCACGUACGGCCAGGAGGAGGACAGUGACGCCGCCACGAAUUCCUUCUCAGACCAACCCAUAUUUUUUAGGGAGUUCAGAUUCACAUCUGAGGUUCCUAUUCGCUUGGAUUAUCAUGGGAAACACGUCUCCCUGGAGCAGGGAACAUUUUCAGGGAUCGUUAUCGGGUUGACGCAGCUGAACUGUUCAGAGCUAAAACUGAGACAGUUGUGCUACAGGCAGGGUUUAUUGGGCGUGGAUAAGCUCUUUUCCUAUGCAAUUAAUGAGUGGCUGGCUGACAUAAAGAAAAACCAGCUUCCAGGGCUGCUGGGCGGUGUGGGGCCCAUUCACUCGCUGGUCCAGCUGGUUCAGGGAUUUCGAGACUUGGUGUGGCUUCCAAUUGAGCAGUACAGGAAGGACGGCCGCAUCGUGCGCGGGUUUCAGCGCGGAACUGCCUCUUUUGGAACCUCCACAGCGAUGGCUGCACUGGAGCUUACCAACAGGAUGGUGCGGACCAUCCAGGCAGCAGCUGAGACGGCCUAUGACAUGGUGUCGCCGGUGGUAAAUGAGAGAGACAACAAAAGGAUAAAACGCUUCUCCCACUAUGGACUGGCUCAUCAGCCUGUUGACCUGAGAGAAGGUGUAGCCAAAGCCUACACUGUUGUGAAAGAGGGAAUCACAGACACGGCGCUGACCAUCUACGACACGGCCACCCGGGAACAUGAACAACGCGGUAUGACCGGGGCAGUGGGUGGGGUUCUUCGUCAGCUGCCGCCCGCAGUGGUCAAACCACUUAUUAUGGCCACAGAGGCCACCUCCAACGUCUUGGGUGGCAUGAGGAACCAGAUUCACCCUGAUGCCCGUCAGGAGGAGUCCCAAAAGUGGAGGCAAGGAGAGGAGUAACUGAGCAAAUAACUGUCCUGGUGUAAAUAACCAUCAUCUCAUGGCGGUUUGAGCUCACCUCUUCCGUUGCAGUGCCUUUACGGUUAUCAACAAUGUCCGACCCUGUUUAAUGAAAGGGACGAAUGAACUAAGACUGAAGGGUUUUGUUGACUUCUACACAGUAGAUAAACAUGUAAUCAUUAAUGUGUUUGGUAAAUUGAUGACUCUAAAUUGUCCAUAGGUAUGAAUUUCAGUGUGAAAGGUUGGCGAACAGUCCAGGGUUUACCCCGCCUCCCACCCAAAGUCAGCUGGGAUAGGCUUCAGCGUAUCCCCGUAACCCUGGUGAGGAUUAAGCGGCACAGAAAAUGAUUAAAUUAAUGUUUACAAUGUUCUCUCAUCCUAGUCCAUGUCAAUAGUAAUAUCAAACUGUGGAGCCUGGAUUCAUAGUACAUCUACUUUGGUAUUUACUGUAAAUACCUUUUUAAAUGUGUAACAUUUGUGUUGAAUGUGGAGUUACAGCACUUUCGAGGAACUUGAAGGGUUACUGGCUUGCCCAACGCAAUUAUAUGAGGGGCAGCUUUUUCUUUUUUUCUUUUUUCUUUUUCCUGGUUGGAUUUUCAAGCCGUCAAAAUUGUUAGCAAGUUUCCACACCGCUGCUUUCAUUUUUUUUUUAUCAAUUGUUCCAUCCAUAUUUUGGGGAUCUACUGAAAUAUCUUAGUCUUAAGAUACACAGUGUUUAUGUUUUAGUUCUAUGAAUGUUGAUUUUAUUUGCAACAUGUUGUGCUGCACUCAUUUUACUUCCUGGUUUAUUUGGAAAUUAUUUCUGUACAUACUUGUACAGUUCAUUCUUGAAUUUGUAUUAAAAGCAUGGAUGAUAAUGAAAACCUGAAAAAUGUCACUGUGGAGUGUGUUGUUUAUUU